GUCCCGCCAUAUUGUGUAUGCAGCGCGGGUCAGUGGCGCGUGUAUAUGGGUGUUUUGUGAAGACCUUCUCUAUCACGGAAAGCCACGGGAUUGCAUGAUCCUGUCUGACUAACGGGCUGUAUCACGCGUGCACCAUGGAUCCAGCUAAGCUGAAGGUGGUGGAACUGCGAGCGGCACUUGGGGACCGCGGCCUCGACGUCAAGGGCAACAAGCCAGUGCUCGUCGAGAGGCUACGCAAGGCGCUGGAGGAAGAGAUCCAGAAGCAUGAUCAAGACAAGUCAGCUUUACACACAGAAAAUAUAGAGGAGACAGCUUCAAAAGAAGCACCUGAAAAAGUUGCAGAAUCUACACGAUCUUCGCAGCCACCGAGGACACCUAGCAGAGCAUCUAGAAGCUCUUCGAUGGUGACUCCAACAAAAAUUUCUACUAGAAAUGCAUCAAGGACUGCUACAACUCCAUAUUCUUUGAAGCAAUCCUCUCCGAACAAAUCUCAGUAUGUUGAGAAGGCACGCGAGGUAUUAGCGACAAUAUCAGAGUCUACCUCCGAAGAACCUGUAGUACAACAAGAGAAAAUAUCAAAAUUAUCCCCUGAGAAGUACAGAGAAGAACAGAAGGACAUUGCAUCAGAUGUUGUUCAGAAUGAGAUUCACGUGCAGACGCCGUCUGGGAAAACUCGGGGCGAGGAAGCAAAGCAUAUUGAUGUUUUGGAAGGCAAUAGGUGUGAGACAAAUGUUUCCCAAGUACCUGCAACAGAACCGUCUGAGAAAUCUAGUACAAUUGAACAUGUAGAUCAGUUCUCUAGAACUCAGGGAGAACAUGGAACAGCGACAUCUAAUGUAGAUAAGAUUAACAAAGUUCAGAAACCAUCGUCGAGGGCACUGGUUGACGAAACAAAAGAUACUACAAAACUGGAAGAAAAGACAGAAAUUAAGGAGAAUGUAGAUAUUGACAAAGUGCAAGAUGAUAAUGUUGAGGAAGAUGUUGAGGAUAAGAAUUUAGUUGAGAAAGAGAAUAUUGAACAUGUAGAGGAUAUGUAUAAUGUUAAGGAUCAUGCAGACAUUCCUGAAGUUGAAGAGUCAACACAUGUAACUUCUGAUCAGAUUGACAGAACAUGUGAUAUAUUGAAAGAUGAAGGCAAGACUAUUAAUGAUCAUAGUAUAACGCAAGAAGACAAAAUGGAUGUUUCAGAUAAUCUGGAAGACAUGGAUGAGAAAAUGGAUGAUACUAAUAAUCCACAAAAUGAGCAGGAUGUGAAAAUGGCGGAAAUAAAGCAAAAAGACGCUAAGUUAGAUACAGACCAGUCAAAUCAAAAGGAUAGCAAAGACAGGAAAAGAAAAAGAUCUCCUAGCCCAGUGAAAGUUUGUCAAAUGUCUCUUGCUCCAUUUAAACCCGAGGAAGAACCAGAGUUUGAUGAAUAUGCUGUAACUUUGUCAUAUUAUGAUUCAGACUUAAAUUUAGUCAUCAGUGAGGAUGGUUUUUAUUCUGCGACACCUAUGCAUAACGAUGAUCUCUGUCAUAUGUGGGCUGGCACAAGAGCGUCUUAUGGUUUUACAAAUGGAAAACUGUUCUACGAAGUCAAAAUUACGGAAAACUGUCCCACUACUGCUCAAGAUAAGGAGCACAUGCUCAGGGUUGGUUGGUCGACUCUCGAUACGUCGAUGCAACUUGGCGAGGAGAGAUUCAGUUACGCGUACACGAGCACCGGAAAAAAAGGCACGGACAAGGAGUUCACGGAUUACGGAGCAAGCUUCAACAAGAACGACGUCGUGGGAUGCUAUCUCGACUUGAUGCCUGAUGACACCGUGGAAUUGUUUUAUACGCUAAAUGGCAUGGAGUUGGGAUCCGCAUUUAGUAUCUCUAAAGAAGAACUCGGUGGCAGGCCGCUGUUUCCACACGUUCUGAGCAAAAAUUGCACAUUCGUUUGCAAUUUUGGGCAAGAGGAGGCAUGGUGCGAGUGUCCAUUAUAUAUGCAGGAUUACGUUUUUGUGGGCAAUGUUCAAUUGAAGAACAGGAUUGCCGGUCCACGUAGACCGAACGAAAGAGCCGAGUGCGAAGUGAUAAUGAUGUGUGGUUUGCCGGCGGUGGGGAAGACCGCGUGGGUGAAGAAACACGCGGCCGAGAAACCAGACAAACGAUACAAUAUUUUAGGGAUCGAUAACUUAGUUGAGAAAACGGGGGAUAUUGCCGUGUGUCAAAAACAGAACCCAUCUUCGCGAGACGUCAUUAUCGACAAGUGCAAUCGUGCACUCGACGAAUUGUUAGACGUAGCUGGCAGCAGAAGACGUAACUAUAUCUUAGACCAGGGAAGUAACGUAUAUGCUUCUGUACAAAAACGUAAAAUGCGGUAUUUCUGCGACUACCAACGGAAAGCGGUCGUUAUGGUAUUAGCGGACGAGGAGUACAGUCAACGUCUGUCCGUGCACGAUGCACGGAAAAAAUUCUCAGAUUCGGAUAUUAUGGAAUUGAAAGCAAACUUUAUUACACCUUCGGUGGGAGAGUUUUUCGAUACGGUAGAGUGGGUUGGACUGAAUGAGGAGGAGAGUAAGAAACUAAUCGAGAAAUACAACAAGGAAGGUAAGGAAGCUGGAUUUGGCCAACAACAACCAGCAAAGCGAGCCCGUCUCGACAAGAACGAACCUGCUAACAGAGAGAUACGCGACUCACGAAAUAAUAGAGAUAUACGAGAUUAUCGUGACAGGAGAAACAAUUUGUGCACUCGUGGUCUAGAUCAAGACAGAGGAGGUCGCAAUCCUCCUUGGCGUGGUGGCAAUAAUAUGGGAGGUUGGAGAGGAGACAGACCGCAGAGAGGCGGCUACAUGAGGCAUAGCGGUGGCUAUGGACCUCCCGUUCCAUGGAGAAUGCGAGGACGCGGUGGACCCUUGCGAGGGGUAGACCGACGAGGUGGUGGGAUUGACAGAAGACAAGGAAACGAUAGAAAUCGACCUGUUGCAGCUAGACAAGGAAAUUGGGGUCAUAUGAGCAGUAGUUAUCAAGGAUCACAGCAGAGUGGAUGGGGGGGAGGUUCCGAUAAUUGGUCUGGUGGCCAAACGCAAGGUAGCUGGAGUCAACAGGGAUGGGGCCAACAACAAUGGGGAGGCAGUUGGAAAGGAUACGGCGGUCAAGGGACAUACAGCCAGGCGGGGUACAGUCAGCAACAGGGCUAUGGCAAUGGCAAUUGGAACAAUUGGAACCAGCAGUAUUACAACAAUCAGUAUUGGGGCCAGCAACAACAGAGUGGACAAACCACUGCAGCUGGCAGCCAAGCUGAAAUUGCAAAUGAAACGGUUGCAACAACCGAUACGGGAGCAGGAUACAGUUACUCGCAAGGUUGGCAGAGUUACACGCCAGGACGAACUACUGCCGCACAAAGUGCAGCACAAUCGACCACGCAGCAGUCUCAUUCACACAAAUAAAUAGACGUCACGAUCGCAUCACAGCACACGUAUUCACAAGUGUUUGAAUUUCUUGCAACAUGUAAGUGUAACAUGGAAGAUUUACAUCAAUAUAGUGACUAUUUGCCAUAGUUACGACAAAGAAACUUUUAGAACGGGCAUUUUUAUUUUUUUCUUUUAUGCGUAAAAGCAUUGUUAUUACAAGCACUGUGAAAAUACAUUUGCGAAGGAAAGACGAUUGCGGAGAAAAAGAUCGAUUUUCCUUUCGUAAGAAAAAGAAAUUUUUAGCCCUUUAUUCAACGAUAUUUAUUCGAGAAAAUUUCGAAAAGAUUAUAUACGUGUAUGGGUCGAUAAUAUCUAAUUAUGAAAUUUUUUGAAUGAGAUUCGUACCUCUUGUUAAUAUAUAGGAUAUUAUGAAAUCCUGUUAUUAUUAAGAAUAGGGAUGAUGUAUGAUGCUAUCCUAUUCGUACCUCUUGUUAAUAUAUAGGAUAUUAUGAAAUCCUGUUAUUAUUAAGAAUAGGGAUGAUGUAUGAGAUAUAUUAUCCUAUGAGAUAAAUAAUGUUAAAUUGAGGGCUAGAACACGAUUGAUACUUGUGAGCUUCGAAGAUCCUUAUCGGAAACACAGGUCUAAUAAUCUAAGUGCAUUAAUGAUAAUGUAACAGUCAUGUAUGCGAGAAAAGAUGUAACUUUUCAUCGCGCCUUAAAAAUAAUGGCACAUGCAAAAAAAGAUGCAAAUAAAGGGGGGGAUAUAAGAAAUGUGAGAGGAAGAGUAUUACGUAUGGGUACAUAACACGCAAAUAACAUUAGAUCGAAAAGAUACUCUUAAUUACUAACCGUACACCCUCAAAGAAUUGUGUAAAUAUGUACAGAUUUAAAGUAAAAAAUGGGAAAAAAAGAAAAGAUUAACCAGAAAAACAUUAAUGAUCUAUUUAUACAAUGGAUAUAUAGAGUUCUGUAGUGUGAAACCUUUAGACUGGGUGCCCUUUUAGAGAAAGAGGAGAAAUAUAUAAAAACACAAAUAUAUAUAUAUAUAAUACAAUAUAUAUAUAUACACAGAUAAACAAUAUAUAUAUUGUAUAUCAUUUCUGUCUUUAUCUUUCUAUACCACCGACAUUGUAUAAAAGGAGAAUAUUGUAGCGUAAAUAAAUUAUUCUUGGACACACGUUUUAUACAUGCAGGUUUUUCAUUGCACGAGGUGAACGAGUCAGGCAAAUUAAUGAAAAAUAUACCAUCGAUUUUCUUACUCUCUCUUUCUCUCUCUCUCUCUCUCUCUCUCUUUCUCUCUCUCUCUCUCUCUCUCUCUCUCUCUAUUAUUGUAGAUCCAUUAUAUUGUAUUUGAAAAUGACACCGAACAAGGUUUUGCUAUAAUAUUAGCUUUAUUAAACACAAUUCCAUGAUAUUUGUAUCUACUGUAUUUUCUAGGUUUUGUUUCUUUUUCUUUGAUGUAUGUUAUUUCGUUAUGAUUACACGAUAAUACUGUUUUGCUGAUCAAUCCGCCUCUUUCACCGAGGACGGUGUUAUCAUAUGUAUUUAAUUUUGCACAUUUAUUCAAUCGCUCAGCACGUGGUAUUCGGAAUCGUGGCUUAAAAGACUUACGAUGCAUUUGUUACCCUACGUACUUCCUCUGCUAGGACAAAGCGGUUUUCUUUGUUCCAUCUCAAAGAGACGGAACGAAGACCGGAAAUCCCUAUAUCAAGCAUCAUGAUAGCGUCUUAUGCAAAAUGCAUACAUGAAAACCUUAUAAGAGGCGUGUAUAUAUUUAUUAUGCGAUGCGUAUAUUCGAGCGCAGACAAGAUUUUCGUAUCGCCUUUAAUGGCUGAACAGAUUGGAUUCUGAGUAGACUCGAUCGACUACUCUCGGGAUCCUAUUAUUACGUAAGAAAAUUGUUCUAUCUUUACGGAAAUCGUUCGUUUAUCUGCACUUUGUACACCGAUAAUAUAUUUUUAUAACAUACUAAUAUCGUUUUU
Messenger RNA from Odontomachus brunneus, 5359 nucleotides. Its product is annotated as heterogeneous nuclear ribonucleoprotein U. Gene Ontology annotation, molecular function: protein binding. The record is from RefSeq and is a predicted model, not a curated record. The transcript is spliced from 10 exons. The coding region runs from base 135 to 3413 and encodes 1092 amino acids. NCBI's taxonomy places the organism in Eukaryota, Metazoa, Arthropoda, Insecta, Hymenoptera, Formicidae.